AUGAGCAGUGGCAGUAAAAGAGAGAGGGAGCAGAAGAGGAAACUGCAGCACUUCCUGAGUGACCUGGCUCUGCUUGGAUCAUUACAGGGCUUUAAAUACUUCCAGCCUUGGCUCAGAGGGAAAGAAGAGUUGCUGCUGACUGUCGUCAAUGAGGAUCUGGGUUGGCGUUCCCCGGGCUUUGUGGUGUCCAGAGCCUCCUCCUACUCCUCCACCAGCAGCUGUAACAGCAGCGAUGUCUCCCCCAGCAGCAGCUCCCCCAGCCUGGCCAGUCGGAGCAGCUCUCCCCUGCCCGGGGAACCUCCAGGCCCACGAGACCUGCAGCCGCAAACACACACCAAGACUCAGCCACAGACUGCCAGGGACCCCUGCAGUGAGGAGCAUCUUCUCCCAGCAUCUCCUAGUGAAAGAGAGAUAGCAGUACCUGAGGUGAACUGCACUCUUUUUUUAUUAGCCGGCUAUGUGAAGUACGGCCGACCUUACGCCUGGAUACGCUCCAAUCACGAGCGCCUGGUCAACAUAGGAGGCACUGAUUCAAUGGUCAAGGACACGCCCAUGAAACUCAAGUCCAUCGCGGACUGGCAGACACGAGGUAUUCGUGUGUGGGACAUCGUCAGUGAAUUGGUGUGCCUGUGCACUGUACCGUCUCCAUCAAACCCCUUCGCCCUGGACAUGCGUUACAUCCAAAGUCUUCCCCUCCCGGACCGAUUCCUCGUCACGGGCGCUCUCCUCAGCUUCCUGGAGAUGUACGUGGUCUACGGGAACCGGGACGAGCUGCACUAUGACAAAGUCGUAGAGGAGGUGAAGCCUCUGAGGCGUCUCCACGUCCAAUCCCUGCUGGAGUUACAGCGCCACAGGGAGACCUCCAGGCUAAGCAUCGGUCCAGCGGUGCAGGACUGAUCCCCAUCAAGAUGAGAUAUCCUCAGCGCACUUUUAACCUUUGGUAGAAAAAGAGAGACAGUAAAUAGGUUAAUAAUGUGGGAUGUCACUUACGUGAAAGACUGUCUGUAAUUGUGUUUUAAUGAUUUUUGUGCUGUGGUGUGACUCAUGAGUAUUUAUGUAACCUGUGUGAACAAAAUUCCUGAAGAGAGCUCUCG
Messenger RNA from Toxotes jaculatrix (banded archerfish), 1094 nucleotides. RefSeq lists its product as uncharacterized. The record is from RefSeq and is a predicted model, not a curated record. Bases 1 to 897 code for a protein of 298 amino acids. The transcript is spliced from 8 exons. NCBI's taxonomy places the organism in Eukaryota, Metazoa, Chordata, Actinopteri, Toxotidae.